This is a messenger RNA of Trypanosoma cruzi, 390 nucleotides long. RefSeq lists its product as uncharacterized. Lineage: Eukaryota; Euglenozoa; Kinetoplastea; Trypanosomatida; Trypanosomatidae. The record is from RefSeq and is a predicted model, not a curated record. The transcript has a single exon. Bases 1 to 390 code for a protein of 129 amino acids.
AUGGAAUACGCCAAGAUGCCAAGUGUUCCGAGUGCGAUGAGGGAGAAAAAUGUGAAGGUGGUGGAAAAAGGGCCAGGUAAUGACCAUUUACAUUUUAUAUAUCACUGGUUGGAUUCCAAAGAUCCUAAAGGAGCACGAUGGCGUAUUGAAAACAUUUAUUGGAAUGGAUGGCGUGCAUUUUUUGUGGGCUUUGCUCUAUUUGGUGCGGGCAUCACGUUUCUGGCGUUGGGUUUGGCUUGCUUACGAAUUGUGGGAGACAAUCCACGUGGUUGUGCUUUGCUCAUUUUGGGAGGUAUGCUGAGUCUUCCGGGCCUGUACAGUCUGACGGUGUUAUGGUACUAUGUGCGUGGCAACAGGAAUUACUCCUACAACCAACUACUUUUUGAGUAG